Molecule: messenger RNA, 1305 nt
Organism: Schistocerca gregaria
Lineage: Eukaryota; Metazoa; Arthropoda; Insecta; Orthoptera; Acrididae
Product: odorant receptor 2a-like
Exons: 8
Coding region: 1-1305 (434 amino acids)
Biological process (GO): sensory perception of smell; detection of chemical stimulus involved in sensory perception of smell
Cellular component (GO): plasma membrane
Molecular function (GO): odorant binding; olfactory receptor activity
Source: RefSeq, a predicted model, not a curated record
AUGACGUACCGGCAGCAGCGGAUGGAACAUCACUUGCAUGACAGCCCCAGUUCUUCCCGCACGGAAGAUCUGGGAGGGCUGCUGGGCCUGGGAGCGUCUGCCCUGAGUGCUCUAGGCGUCUGGGCUGGGCCAGAACCCGGGACCACAAGGUGGGUGCGCGCCGCGCCCACGCUGCUCGUCAUUGCGAUGUUCGCCACCACAGCUGUCAUGAAGCUGUGUCUGGAGCAGGUGGACGACCUGGAGGAGCUCGGAGAGCGGAUCUUCGUCUGCACCACCGUCGUAGUCACUGGCAUUAGGAUUCUUUACUUUAUGGCGUACCGCUUGCGUGUGCAGCGGUUGGCAAACCUGCUGCUAGAAGCCCGUCGGGGCUUCCCCGAGCAGGGAGCCUUCGUUCGCAGCCGCUUCCAGAGACACGCCACCAGGGUCUGCGUCGGAUUUCAGGUGACUGCGGCGCUGCCGCUGGCGCUGUGGCUGCUGGACCCGGUGUUGACAGCCGCUCUGACGUCACCGCUCGGGCCGAACGCCUCUGCGGUGGCGGACGCCCGUGAGACGCCGCUGUCCCUCUGGUCGCCGGUGGACGCCCAGGCGUCCCCCAACUACGAGGCCAUCUACGCCUUCCAGGCGUUUCUCAUCGUCUUCACCGCGCAGGCCAGCCUCUUCCUGGACAUGUUCUUCAUCGUGCUCAUCCUCCACAUCACGGCCGAGCUCAACGUGCUCAACGACAGCCUUGCAGCCAUUCAGGUACGUUCAGGAAUUGGAGAACGUAAUGAGCCAGCCACUGUACAUUCUGCUCUCCACGAACAUGAUGAACAUGUGUUUACAUAUGUUCACAUUUGUUAUGAACCUGUAACCGUAACUGCAUUUAAAAUGGAUGACCGUCGAACAACGCGCAGCAUCGUCAUCGGCCAGUUUGGACAGAGUGCUGGGGUCGAGCCGACACCAGGAGCCACGGUGGAACCUCCCGGCAGCCCCAACAUCGCCGCACUCAUAAUGGCUGUGGAAACAAGUGGGAGCGAGAUCCAUCCUUUGAAAUUUCUUUUGAAAGAGACAGGGAACACGGUGACAGAGCUGCUGAUGGUGGGUUUGCAGAGCGAGCGCCUGGUGGUGUCUGCGUCCAGCUGCGGUUGGCCCGAGGCCGUUCCAGGCUUCCGGCGCGCGCUGGUGGUCUUCAUGCUUCAGGCCUCCCGCCCACUGUGCAUCAGGGUUGGCAAUCUCGUCACACUCUCCAGGAACACCUUCCUGCAGUUGCUGAAAGAUACAUACACGAUGUUCAACAUGCUGUACAGACUUCAAGGGAACAAGUGA